Molecule: messenger RNA, 1319 nt
Organism: Cynoglossus semilaevis (tongue sole)
Lineage: Eukaryota; Metazoa; Chordata; Actinopteri; Pleuronectiformes; Cynoglossidae
Gene: rab5if
Product: RAB5 interacting factor
Exons: 4
Coding region: 185-568 (127 amino acids)
Biological process (GO): mitochondrial respirasome assembly
Source: RefSeq, a predicted model, not a curated record
GGUCAAGAAGCACGGCGCGUGCGCAGAGUCCCUCGCACGGAUGAAAUCUGUCAGCUCAGAGAACCGUCCGUUCUUCCCUUCGUUAGUCUUUCUUCUUCAGUUACAGCCACAGACCGUCAGUCGACUCGACGAUUCUUCACAUUCAGGCUGAGACUUUUGUGAGUGCGGUCAAAAAACUCCAACAAUGACGAGCAGCUCAAAGCGGAAAGAAGAAAGUCUCCUGCAGAACGGAGGAGUGAAAGUGUCCACAUGGAGUAAAGCCUUCAGUAGUAAUGCUGUGUGGGAAGAGAAGGACGAGUUUUUAGACGUGAUUUACUGGCUGCGACAAAUUAUUGCAGUGAUCCUUGGCGUGAUCUGGGGAGUUGCACCAUUGAAAGGAUUUCUGGGAAUAGCCAUCUUCUGCAUCAUCAACGCCGGCGUCCUUUACGUCUACUUCAGCAGCUUCCAGCAGGUUGAUGAGGAGGAGUACGGUGGAACAUGGGAACUCACCAAAGAAGGCUUCAUGACGUCGUUUGCUCUGUUUCUGGUCGUGUGGAUAAUCUUUUACACUGCUCUACAUUUUGACUGAGGAACGUCAGUGGGACAAUGAGGACAAACAAUUGUGUUCACAGGAAAUCUUCAAGUUCAGGAUGGUUGAGGAAGAGCGACUGUGAUCGUCGCACUCAGAUAUUAACCGUCUCUUCAUUUGUCCACGCCCCAGGACUUUUGCUCCCGUUCCAUGUUCUCCCUCACUUCUCAGUGCUCAACUCCGACGGUCACUUUUCUCCGGAUCGCUAAACUGUUAGACCUUCAGAGGUCAGAGGUCACAUCACAGGCAGCUGUUCAUGAAGCUGCCCCAUAUGAGAGACAGCAAACACAGAUAUCCCAUAAUACUUCAGUGUCUUGGUCCGGUCCGGUCCAGGGGUUUGAGGUGUUUUUGUUUGUUGUCAGAAGAAAAUUGUGUCCUGUGUUCCUCUCUGUUCAUGCUUUUAGUGCAGGAAGAACAGGAGGUAGUUCUUUUCACACACACAUACAUGUUUCUCUGCUCUGGGUUGAUGUGCAGCAUUGGUGGCUAACGCUAAUGCUGUAUUAGCAGUGUUAUGCAGUGGAGUCACCCGCCCCCUCCUGGCCAGAAAUGUCAUGACCUUAGCCAUGAGUCUAGAAAUAAACUAAUAAAUGACUUCCCACAUCGAAGAUAUUACUUUUUUAAACUUCAUCUUCUCUGUCAAACUUCAUGACGUGGGUCAGCUGACCUGCUUUUACGUGGACUUGUUUUGUUUUUGACAUGCUCCAUGUAACAUUUCUCAGUAUUUUCUAGUAAAUGACUAUUUAAAAAUAAA